Messenger RNA from Lepisosteus oculatus (spotted gar), 1888 nucleotides. The record is from RefSeq and is a predicted model, not a curated record. NCBI's taxonomy places the organism in Eukaryota, Metazoa, Chordata, Actinopteri, Semionotiformes, Lepisosteidae.
UUUGUUUGAUCUCCGAUUAAUGGGGAACCAGAUCCAGAAUCGGUGCCAGUGAUGGGUGGUGUGGUGUCGUCUGCAGACAUAGUCGGUCUGUCCUGACUCACUCCGCUGUUGCUGGUUGACAGUCACUCUGGAGGACUGAUGUCACUGGCGUGGUCCAGGGGCUGUUAUAGAGGCUGGGCGGGGCUUCCUGCUGCAGGGACAAAACCAGCCCAGAGCCCCAGACAAACAUCACUUCACUCUUCAUCACAGAGGAACGAGCAACAAUGGGCUCUUUGUUUUCUAAAGAAGAACCACCACAAGAACCACUACCAGAGAGAAGGAUUGUUGUGAUCGGGAGAACAGGAGUGGGCAAGAGUGCUGUGUGCAACACCAUUCUGGGCAGAGAGGAAUUUAAAUCUCUACUCUGCAGUGCCUCGGUGACAAAGCACUGUGAGAAACAUCACACAGAGGUGGAUGGGAGACCCAUAGACGUGAUCGACACUCCGGGUCUCCUAGACACAAGACACUCUGAUGAGGAGACAAUCAAAGAGAUAGUCAAGUGCAUCCAGCUGUCCUGCCCAGGACCACACGCCUUCCUCCUGGUGACACAGUGGGGUCGCUUCACCCCAGAGGAGCAGAACUCAGUGGAGGCUCUGCAGAAGCUCUUCGGAGAGAAGGCUAAGAAGUUUAUCAUCUUCCUGUUCACCAGGGGAGAUGACCUCAAACACCAGACUAUCAACAACUACGUAGAGAUGGCAGAUGGUGAACUGCGUAGGGUGAUCAGGAAGUGUGAGUCAAGGUUUCACAUCUUCAAUAAUAAUGAAAAGAAAGACCGCACUCAGGUGAGGAAGCUCCUGGACAUGAUCGACUCCAUGGUGGCUGUGAACGGAGGAGGCCACUACACCCAGCAGAUGUACGAAGAGGCAGAGAGAAAGAUCAGACAGAAGGAGGAGGAGCUGAGGAGGAAGGAGACAGAGGAACAGAGGAGGAGGGAGGAGGAGGUGGCCAAAAGUCUGGAGAAGGCCAAGAAUCGGCUGGAGAAAGAUCUUCAGAGUUUUGAAGAGAAUAUCUUGAAGAAAUAUCAGGAGAAACUAAGGAAAAUCAGAAAGGAAGAUAAAAAUUCCAGUUAUGACUUUGACUUCAUGGAGGAUCUUACGAGUGGUUUUGCUGAAUUUAAAAAUAUACUUGAGGAUUCUUAAUUGAUCUUAUUAUACAUUAUAUUAGUUGUCUGUCUUUUACCGUUAUUGUUAAAUCUGAUGGUUAAAAAUAUUUCCCCAUCCUAACACGUUAUCCCCUACUCUGUUUAAUAUGUAGACUAAAACUCUGCUGAUCUACGUGAUCAAUGUGCCAGUGUUGAUAAAAAAGGCUAACUUUCUUAAAUUUCUUAAAUUCAAAGAGAGCAGAGAGAGUCACUCGAUUCCAUUUGGCAUCUAUUGAACUGUGGAAACUCCGACCGAAGAGGUGAGCAGAAAAGGUUAUCAAUGACUCCUCUCACCCAGGAUGCCUUUCUUUCAAAACGUUUGUCUCUAUAGAUGCUGCCAGUUGAUGAAAACCUGGUGUCUGAACCACCUCUUCCUCCCUGCUUAACCAGAACACACGAAAACAGGAUACAGUCUGUAUAUAACUGUACACUGUGCAUGUUCUCUGUGCGAAUUGUGCAUUUAUUAUAAAUUGGUUCCAUUUUCUAUUUUCUGUCAAGAUGUGAUAUUUCAAUUUGUAGGAAAUCGUUGGAUUGCAUUCCUUGGAGAAACUAGGUCUGUACUUGAGGACCAUUCAUGAACUAAUUGAUGACCAUUUCGUAAAUAAUCUAAUCAUGUUAACAACAACCUGUUUUUUCGGUCUUCUGUGGAUGGAUUUUAAUAGACUCCGUGUUCGUUACAAAGUCUGAUACUCAAAAUUAAAAUUGUAA